Pochonia chlamydosporia 170 is the source of this 1293-nucleotide messenger RNA. RefSeq lists its product as hypothetical. Bases 1 to 1293 code for a protein of 430 amino acids. The record is from RefSeq and is a predicted model, not a curated record. Gene Ontology annotation, molecular function: protein dimerization activity. Lineage: Eukaryota; Fungi; Ascomycota; Sordariomycetes; Hypocreales; Clavicipitaceae. The transcript has a single exon.
AUGCUUCAUAACAUCGGGCUUCAGCUGCGGGCAAGUCCACAACUCUAUGAGCAGUUUCGUCAGUCUCAACGUAAGGAAUCCGGCAAGGAAUCCACGCUCCACUGGGUCUUUAACAACGCCACCAGGUGGGACUCGGACAUGCGUAUGAUGGAGAGAGCCCUUGUCCUCCGGCCGGCGCUCAAUACCUUUUUCAACGACGUUCAGAACCGGUGGGAGACGGAGAGCGCUAGCGAGAACACGAAGCCAGCAGUUCUACAGUACCGGUUAAGUGCGUAUGACUGGAAGGUCAUCGAGAUACUUGUCAAGCUUCUGAAACCGUUCGAAAUCGCCACAAAACAACUUCAGGGAAGCGGUAUUCCCGGAACGAGGUCCACUUGUGGAAGUUUCGAUGAAUACUUCCCUGUCUUCGAGAUCCUCCUUGAUCACCUUGAAAGCGCCAUUGAAGGUACAAUAUUGGAAGAGGUUGAGGAUCCAGUGAGCAAGGAGAAGAGGGAUGUCGAAGUUGCCAUCUUCGACGGACUUGACAACAAAACUCGGAAAUUGCUCAAGGUCUUUAUCAAGCUUGGAUGGAAGAAGUUGCAUAAAUACUACAACCGUCUGACUAGCGCCGCCUAUGUAGGCGCUGUUGUUUUCAACCCGGCGAAGAAAUGGAGUCUUCUAGAUCGACUUUGGUCUCGGGUACCGUCCCGAAAGACCAAGACUUGGCGAUCGGAGUACGAAGAAAAACUGUUGGAGAUCUGGGAGAGGUAUAAAGAGCGCGAAGUUGGCUGUGAGGUGUUCGCUUCGACUGACGGGGCCUCGAUGGAUUACAUCGAGCGGAGGCUUGCAAGGAGUGUAGCUGGACCACCAGGUACGCAGACUUCGCCCUUUGCAGCGUCCUCGCGCGGGGGCAAGAGCACCCGAAAGGCAAAACAGUCGGCAGCGGGAGUGAUGGCUGACGAUGAAUAUGCUCGGUACUGCGCUGAGGAUGUUGUAAACAGUCACCACUACAGGAGCAGGCCGAUUGACUGGUGGAAAAUUAACGGUCAUCGGUACCCGCGACUGUCUCUAAUGGCAGUUGAUAUGCUGACUAUUCCAUCGUCUUCCGCGGAGAGCGAGAGGACGUUUAGCAGCUCUGGACGUAUGAUGGUGCCGUUGCGGAGCCGACUGAGGAGGGAGAUAGUGGCGAUGGCUCAAUGCAUUCGAUCAUGGAGUAAAGCUGGGAUCUACACACCUUCUUUGCCGCUUCUUAGCCUCAGUGAAGAUACCUGGGCUGACAUCCUUGUGUCGCUCAAGGGGACGGGUGACAUUUAA